UUCGACUUUUAUAUAUAUCCCGACUGUCGAACACAAAAGAAAUUCACUGCAGAAAAUGGGAAUCAUGGAGAGCCCUGCGGCUACCAACCCCUCAAGCAGGUUCGAUGUCGAGAAUGUGCCUACCAAUUACACGUUCCCCGAGAAAGAUAGACCAGGGGAGCUCCCUCCCGUAUGUCACACACUCCCUGUCAUCGACCUUGGAAAAGCUUUGGAUGCAGAGACUGUUAAUCUCAUAUUCAAGGCCUCUCAAGAAUUUGGAUUCUUUCAAGUGAUCAAUCACGGGGUCUCGGAGAAAAUACUAGGCGAUACGACAGAUGUGUUGAAGGAGUUCUUUGCGAGUCCGGAGAAGGAGGGUAGCAACUCUUGUGGCAAGAGUAAUUGGGUCUACGAUGGCAGUGUUAACUUCGACGUAAACGGGGUUCAUUUGUGGAGAGAAAAUCUGAAACACCCUUGUAAUCCUUUGGAGGAAUGCAUGCAACAGUGGCCUCAUCACCCGACGCGUUAUAGGGAUGUUGUAUCGACGUAUCUGACAGAAGUAGGUAAGUUGGGGAAGAGGAUACUCGACCUGAUUUGCCAAGGUUUGGGACUUGAAAAGGGGUACUUUGAUGGAUUUAGUGGAGUUGAGUUGCUGUCAGCGAAUAGUUAUCCACCGUGUCCUGAUCCGAGUUUGACAUUGGGGAUAUUGAGACACUAUGAUCCUAGUCUCAUAACUAUUCUCUACCAAGGGGAUGUUCCCGGCCUUCAAAUAAUGAAGGAUGGGACCUGGAUUACUGUCGGGGCUAUGUCGAAUGCAUUUGUUGUUAACAUUGGCAACCAGUUAGAGAUUAUUAGUAAUGGGAUAUUAAAAAGUGUUGAACAUAGGGUGGUGAAUUCGAGUGAAGCUAGGCUUAGCAUUGCUGCUUUUAUCAAUCCUUCUCCGAGCUACAUUGUGGAACCUGCACAAGCUUUGGUUACUGAACUGAAUCCAGCGCGGUUCAAGCCUAAGUCGUACAAAGAAUUUGUCUACAGCUCUGGAGCUCUUGGUACUCAUACCAAGACUUUGCAGCGUGAAUGACCCUAUUUAAUUAGCUGCAUUGAGAAUUGUACUUCAGCUUGAUAUUUAGUACUACUAAAGUUGGUCAUCUUUUGUUUGAAACUUGAAAGGCAAAGUCGUCUGAAUUAAUUGUGACUGUUCUUGCAUUGUGGUUAUAUAUUGACAUCUUUUUAUUUGCA
Messenger RNA from Daucus carota subsp. sativus, 1212 nucleotides. RefSeq names its product hyoscyamine 6-dioxygenase. The transcript has 4 exons. The record is from RefSeq and is a predicted model, not a curated record. Bases 56 to 1054 code for a protein of 332 amino acids. NCBI's taxonomy places the organism in Eukaryota, Viridiplantae, Streptophyta, Magnoliopsida, Apiales, Apiaceae.